AUGGUGCCGCCGCCGCCGCCGCCGAGGCGGAGAGGAGCUGCCCGGGCGCAACUGGGCAGGAGCCUGGGGCCGCUGCUGCUGCUCCUGGCGCUCGGACACACGUGGAGCUACCGAGAGGAGCCCGAGGACAGCGACAGAGAAAUUUGCUCUGAAAACAAAAUAGCAACGACCAAAUACCCGUGUCUGAAGGCUUCGGGCGAGCUCACCACGUGUUUCAGGAAAAAGUGCUGCAAAGGGUAUAAAUUUGUUUUUGGACAAUGCAUCCCAGAAGAUUUUGACGUGUGUGCCCAGGCCCCCUGUGAGCAGCAGUGCACGGACAACUUCGGCCGCGUGCUGUGCACAUGCUACCCGGGGUUCCGAUACGACCGGGAGCGACACCGGAGGCGGGAGAAGCCGUACUGCCUGGAUAUCGACGAGUGUGCCAGCAGCAACAAGACGCUCUGUGCACACGUCUGCGUCAACACGCCGGGCAGCUACCACUGCGCGUGCCGGGAGGGCUACGUCCUGGAGGAGAACGGGAGGACGUGCGCCAAGAAGGACAAAUAUCCCAAUGGCACAGGGCUGGACGAGAAGGCGGGGAACGUGGCGCAGGCCCAGAGCUGCUGUGCCUCCUGCAAAGAGUUCCACCAGAUGAAGCAGACGGUGCUGCAGCUAAAGCAGAAGAUCGCUCUGCUCCCCAACCAUGCUGUCGAGCUGGGCAAGUACAUCACUGGUGACAAGGCGCUGGCCUCAAAUGCCUACCUUCCCGGACCGCCUGGCCUGCCAGGGGACCAGGGCCCCCCAGGCUCACCUGGACCCAAGGGAAACCCAGGCUUCCCAGGAAUGCCGGGCCCUCCGGGGCAGCCUGGUCCUCGGGGCUCUAUGGGACCCAUGGGGCCAGCUCCUGAUCUGUCCCACAUUAAGCAAGGCCGGAGGGGUCCUGUGGGUCCCCCAGGUGCACCAGGAAGACACGGCUCCAAGGGGGAGAGAGGCGAGCCUGGGCCCCGAGGGUCUCCGGGACCUCCUGGUUCUUUCGACUUCCUGCUGCUGAUGCUGGCUGACAUCCGCAACGACAUCGCCGAGCUGCAGGAGAAGGUGUUCGGACAUCAGACUCACUCGUCAACAGAGGAGUUUCCUUUACCUCAGGAGUUUGCCAGCUACCCGGAAACCAUGGACUUUGGCUCUGGAGAUGAGUACCCCAAAGAGAACUGAGUCCAGAGCCUUGGGGACCCCUGGAAACUUUUACCCUUACACAAGCCAGUGGGGUCACACCGGAGGAAGAGAAAAGAGGGUGUGUUCGC
Messenger RNA from Echinops telfairi (small Madagascar hedgehog), 1280 nucleotides. It is a transcript of the gene CCBE1, whose product is annotated as collagen and calcium binding EGF domains 1. The coding region runs from base 1 to 1191 and encodes 396 amino acids. NCBI's taxonomy places the organism in Eukaryota, Metazoa, Chordata, Mammalia, Afrosoricida, Tenrecidae. Gene Ontology annotation, molecular function: calcium ion binding. The transcript has 11 exons. The record is from RefSeq and is a predicted model, not a curated record.